Messenger RNA from Lytechinus pictus (painted urchin), 7804 nucleotides. Its product is annotated as dexamethasone-induced Ras-related protein 1-like. The record is from RefSeq and is a predicted model, not a curated record. Lineage: Eukaryota; Metazoa; Echinodermata; Echinoidea; Temnopleuroida; Toxopneustidae. The transcript is spliced from 2 exons. Gene Ontology annotation, molecular function: GTPase activity; GTP binding; G-protein beta-subunit binding. Bases 1 to 612 code for a protein of 203 amino acids. Gene Ontology annotation, biological process: signal transduction.
AUGGGCCAGAUUGCACCAGAGAGCAUAUACGAUCCCGGCCGUGACGUCUUCAUCAUUGUAUACAGCAUUGACGACAGAAAUAGCUUUCAAGAAGCCAUUCGCCUUCGGGAACAGAUACAAUCAACCAAGAACACUGCCAACAGCACAAAAUGCACCCCAAUGGUUAUUGCAGGGAACAAAUGCGACAAGGACAACAACCGGCAGGUUCCUCUGGAUGAAGCCAAAGCAGCCUUUGACCAGACCAGAAGGUGUGUCUUUCUGGAAACGUCCGCCAAGAAGUUCUAUAAUGUUGACGUCCUCUUCAGGUGUCUUUUUGAAAAUGCUCGCUUGCCAAGCGAGAUGAGCCCGUCGCUGCAUCGGAAAGUGAGUGCAAGUCACGGACCGACGUCUCUUAGGCCGAGUCAUAAUGGAAAGUUAGCCCUGAGGAGACGGUUGAGCGAGGCCUGUGGGAUGGUCACUCCCAAUGCGAGAAGACCCAGUGUCCGCAGUGAUCUUCUGCAGCUCCGGCUAAAGACCAUAAGGGGAAGUAGUAUGGACGAAGUCGACGACGAUGAAAGCGAGAGGGGUAGUAUCCAUAGAAAGCUAAGAAAAGCUAUGUGCUGUAUUCAGUAGCGAUGUCAGCAUUGAAGGGCAAAGCCAAACUGAUAAAGGACAGGGAAUCCGAUUUGGACGGACGCCUUAGCAUUCCUUCGGCUAUGCCACAGCUAAGUAAUCAAGAAUCACAUUUUGAAGAAAACAAACAAAUCUUUUCGUCAUGUUCGUGUAAAGUCUGCAACAGGUGAUUGAGCCGAGACUAGGUUGGAUUGGACCAAACUACUACCAUGAGUAGAAAUUUAGAUAUUAGGCUUUCAAUUGAGAUUGGAAAUAGACCAGGGUGGUAUGAUAUGGUAUAUUCGCCAAAGAAUGAGGAUACCAAACGAACGUUUACAGAGAAUGUCUGAUCAAACUGGAUGUGUAGCUUAGCCAUGAUGGUUGUUCGACCGUGAAACCAAAAUGCUAAUUUGUCUGCGAGAUUACGGACGGACCAUUAGUGGAUAUAGGGGAAGGCAAAGGACCCGCUAUUCAAUCAAGAACUUGAUUUAAACUGUUUGAAAAUUUUCACAAGUGGAAAUUACACUAAGUUCUAUUUUUGUCUUUACUUUUAGUGGCGCCAUUCUUUAAAUUCAGCACUAUUUAAUAGACUGUCUUGAUACUUAUCUCGUUUAAAUCUGUCUGCCUCACGUCAGUGGUGUGUUGCGAUUCCGUAUUCCGUUCACCUUGUGUUUGUAAAAAUACACCAUUAACAAGUUUCCGGGGACGAUAACAAUUCAUCGUGUACUAGUAUCGGGCUUCAUCUACUUAACACGAUUAAUAGAAUAUUGUUUUCUUUCAGUUCUGACUACUCUUAAAUUAAGCAUGCAACUGUUUUCGCAAGAAGCCACACAAAUAAGAGUAAAAACCUUCAACACCCACGUGAUUUAUGUAUUAACGAGAGUAUUACGCACCGACAAGAGCGACAAAGGACAUUUUUGAGAAAAGAAUAUACCGACAAAUAUUGUUCUGUGAACAAGGAUCUAUUUUGAUAGCCCGGAGAUGAUCAUCGCUCAACACUGUCUCAUUACCGGUUGCCAAGGACAACCUCAAAAAGUUUUCCUCUGUUUCCGCAUUUACAAAGAUUCGGAGGGCGAUCGUCGAGAUCUCAAUUGAGCAAAGUGUAUUUUGAGUAACAUCUUAAUGAUAGAAGAUAGAGAUAGAUGGAGAUAGAAACAAGCCGCCAAAGCAAAGAUCUGAAAUAGGCUGAAUAUGCGAAGGCUUAUGGGUAUGAGCACUAAUGAUAAAUAAUGAUGUCGUGCGUGGUGCCCCAGGUGAUGAAGGCCUUAUUGUCUAACAUUCGAAAAUACUAAACUCAUCGCUGUAUAAACUUAGUCUCUUAGACUUCUUCGCGGGAAACAGAAUAUGAUGUUGUAAAUUUGAAAGUGCACUUCGAGAAGUAUGAUGUAAAUACUUCCGGAUAAUGUCAACGUGAAAAUUGAUCUAGAAUCAUUAUGUUAACGAAUUAAAGCUUUCAGUACGCAUGAGAUUUGCCAAAUAGUAUUGUCGAGGAAAGAUAAACUAUAUAUAUGUUGAUUUAGUUAACGUGUAUGAACUUCAAAGUUAAGCCCUGAGGGGCUACUUUGUAAGUGUCGCUUUGGUCGCGUAACAUUUAGAUCCUGUCACAAUUGGUAUGGGACUACACGGCAGGCUGCAACAGACAUCAAUUGCUAUAUACGGCCACUGAUACACAUGCUUCGGAUUUCAGGCCGCCUCCGACGCCGGCUUUGAAGUCGCCUUCACGAAAGCAAUUUGGGUGGUGGUACACAUAGUUUACGCCGAAAGUGAACUGACGCCGCGGCGCGCCGCCUCGAAAUCACUAUCCGGUUUACAAAAAGCCGCCUUCGCGCCGCUUAUUCAUGUGACGCGAGUUGGCUGACGAUUCCUGUCAACAUUUUAUAUUGUUCGUCAGCUAUAAUUAUUGUUCGUUAUUUCUAGUUCAGUGGUCAAUCCGGCCUGAGUCCACUUGGAGGACAUACCAAUUUGCAGGAAUGAAGCCGGCGUUGUUGCCAGCCGGCUUCAGUCGGGCAAUUUGACGCCGCCUUCAAACCACAUCCAAAGGUGGACUCAGGGUCCGAGACAGUGUCAGUCCGGCUUUCGAAAGACACAAGUCAAGCCACCUCCGACGCCGACUUCAGUCCACUUUCAGCGUAUGUAGAGCGCCACCAUAAGAUGGACUUUCUUGGCUGUAAGUCUAGGCCUAAGUCCUCAACAUUUAGUGACAAAUGACUCCUGAUCCUUUACGACGUUUGCUAAAGAUUAAUGAAAAAGAAUUAAAUCUGUUAUUUUGGAUGUAUUCAACUUAACGGGAUGCCCCGGGCUGAAAUGUUUAUAUCUAAAUAGAGUAAAAUUCACAGAGCAAAACGCUGAAAAUUUCAUCAAAAUCUAAUAACACAUAGCGAAGUUAUUGAAUUUUAAAGAUUAGCAAUAUAUUAUGAAAACCGUUAUAUGCACGCCGUCAUGAAUAUUCAUUAGAUGGGCUGAUGAUGUCACAUCCUCACCUUCCUUUUUUCUUACGUUAUUCCAUGAAAUCAUAAUUGUUUCAUUUUUUUCAACAUGUGUGAAUGAUAUGUCUCCCUUAUAUUGAAAUAAGUUGCAGCAAUUCUAUUGCACUUAAUCAGUUAUUCCAAUACUUUUGGUUUUGAAGGACAAAAUAUGAAUAAACCUAAUUUCAUAUAAUAAAAUGCAAAUAACAUUAUGGGUAUCAUGUCAUCAUCAGUUUGCUCAUUGAAUAAUCAUGAAGACAUGCCCAGAACUUUUUUUUUACCUAAUUAAUGCAAAUCUUUAAAAUGCCAUAACUUUGUUAUUCCUUUUCAGUCUUUUGUUUGUCUGGGUUUUCUAAUUCUGUUCAAAUCAUACGAUUUACAGCCUGGAGUGUCCCUUUAAUUUCAUACCAUGAGGUGAUAAUAUCGUCGGUGCUACGUAUAUUAAUACUAGCCUAAUGUUCUCAUUAAAUUUGGUAUUUGCGUGUUUUCGCUCAACCACGCUGUUUCAAUCCUAAAACACAACAAAUGCAUUGAUUCACAUUUGAAAUCUCGGAGAUCUUUGUCGAAAAUGGGUGAACCGAGAAAGAUGAUCAUCCUAAGAUUGGGAGCUGACGAAAAAUUGCAAAUAUGUCGUUUUUCCAUAGUCACGGACGAUACUGCUGUGAUGAUUCACCGUUUUUCGACAAGACGUUUUUGUCAUGAAGGGUUUUUGACAAUAGAUUCUCUACGUUCCAGAGAGCGUCAGCGAAUAGUCGUUCCGAAAACUCCUUAUUAACACCGAGUUGCUCCCGUCUGCCAAGAGGCUAACUGAACUGUUAACUAUUCGCCUACAUGUAUUUCCUAGGAAGGCAUUUUAGGCCCUUUUCACACGUGAAUCUUGAAUCAUCAUUGCAAUGAUGAAUGCUAUAGUAAUCGUGACUGGAAUUAAUAGCGUCCAUGAUUCUAAUCAUGUUCUAGUUUGGUUUCACACGUGCUAAAUAUUUGUCAUUAGCCUUAUUUUUCAUUGGAAUCAUCAUUCAAAUUACGAUUUUUUUUUACCGUGUGAAAGGGCGGAUAGUAAAUAACACAUGUAAUUUAGCCAGACAAUCCUGGAGAAAGCUUUCAGAAAGUGUGCAUGACAUUAAUGUUCGUCAGUCUAUUUCGCAUCCAUUACACAAAACACAUUCAUGAUAUAAAUGUUUUGUAAAAUGAAAUACAUAAUUGUGAGUACAAAAAGCUUGUCAUAAAGACGGUCGGCGCAUGCUCGGUAUGUAUAUUAAUUACUUAAAUUUACCGCCAUCUUUCCAUGUCGCGUGUACGAAAAUGUAGUCAUGUGAUAUAAUAUCACUCUGUUUGUUAGUAGUGUAUAAGUAUUAAUGGGUGCAUUGGCAUUAUUGUUUCCCCUAAUGAGGAUGAAUGCACAGCACAUGUAUAUAUAUUCAAAAGAGCUGAUCACUUUUGAAACUGACAAAAAUGUGUUUUUAUACUCGAUGAAUCGUGAUUUAUACUUUUGUAAUCCGUUGUUUUCAACCAAGUCAAAGUUAUAUUUUGUAUGUAUGCCAUUUAACAAAUUUUGGUUGUAUUUUCGUUUGAAUUUUAUUUUUGAUAUUGAUUUCGUGGUGUUGCAAACAUUGAACGUCAAAUUCUCCAGUGAAAUUUCAAUAUUCCUAAAUUAUUAUUCGCCGACGUUCUGUACCUGGAAUUAAUCGAUUAAUCGAUGACAGCAUUGAGAUCACAUACUCGAGGUAAAUUAGCCGAAAGUUUGAUUGGCAACAUUAUUUUGAAUUUUUAAUGUUACUAUUUAUGAAUAUGAUAUUGCCCGAUUAUCCUCUCCUAUCUCGAGAAUGUAUUCUGAAGAUGCAAUCUAUUCUCCGAAGCAUUAUUGUUAUCAUGUUGCUAUAGUAACAGCUGUCUGAAUAGCAUAUUAGACCCACUGUAUUUUUUGUGAGAAUCAUUAAAGGGGAAUCCAACCCAAAUAAAAACUUGUUUUUAUAAGGAAAAGAAAAAUCAGACAAGUUGAUAGGUGAAAGUUUGAACAAUAUUGGACAAACAACAAGAAAGUUAUGAAUUUUUAAAAGUUAUAAAUAUUGGUAAUCACUAUACCCAUGGAGACUUCAAAUUGGCCGCAUAUGGGAAGUCAUAGUGAUGUAAGGCAAGGACUACUCUUCCAUGUACUCCAAUACAUAUUAUGGCUAAAAUGUCAUUUUCCCCAAAAGUGUUAUUUCAAAUUAUAGUUUUCUUUCAUGAGGACAUAAAACAAUAUACUACCUGGGUUAUAUUUAGAUUACUGCCCCAGGGGAAUGGGUACUUAGGAGAAAACCACUAAUCCCUGAUAAUAAAGUACAUGGCCUAUGGGAAAGUUGUCCUUGCCCCUUGUCAUAAUUUACUUACUCAGUUGCCAAUUUGAAAUCUACAUAGUAUUAGUGAUCUCAAUUUUAAAGCAGCUAUAACUUUCUUAUUGCUUGUCCGAUUUCUUUCAAACUUUCACCAUUCUGUUUGAUUUAUUUUUCUCCUUCCCAACACAGCAUUUUAUAGCCAAGGCUGGAUUCCCCUUUAAUGAUAUGAUUGAUAACCUUGCCGAAAAGUUUGCCUGUUGAUUACAGACAUAAUAUCAUAUUCUAACACACUAUUUUUUGCACAUUGAACAUAUAGCCGUUUUUUAAAACAUUUAUGUAUACCUAAAUGUAUAUCGUAUCAACCAGCACAAGAGUGCUGUUUGAUACGAUAUACAUUUGUAUCACAAUAUUUUGUGCAGUUUGGAGCCCAGUUUUGAAUACACCAAGAUUGCUUGGUGUUGUGUAGAACAAAAAAAUUCCAAUAUGCCCUAGGACUGAAACCACCGACAGAAAAAAAGAUAAGAUGAAAUAGUAUGGAUACACAGAACUCACAACAAUCCUAAAUUUAUAUUUAUGCAGAAUGUGGGUCCUAAUUCGAGCUAUAUCCAAUCAAACUGAAGAAAAACAAAUACAGUAUGAGAGAGAGAGAGAGAGAGGGGGAGGGGUGGAGAGAGAGCAAGGGAGUGCGGGAUUGAGAGAGAGAGGAAAAUGAAAGAUGGAGAGAGAGAUAUAUAGAAUGAGAUACACGAAGAGAGGGAGAGAGAUAGAGAGGGAAUGUGUGGGGUGAGAGAUAGGGGAGAAAGAGAGGAUGAGACAGAGAGGGGGGGGGGUUGUGGGAGUUUAGAUAAGUAUAUUUAUCAUAGUAGGACUGGACACUGAAGGGAGUCAAGGUACUGUAUGUAAUGGAUGAAAGAAUGGCGGAAGUUUGGAAAGGGUGUCAGAAAACAAAUAUGGAGGUGGAACAAAGGAUAGCUAUAUCGCGAGAAGGGUGAGAACAAUGAAAAAAAGAGUGAAGAAAAUAAUAAGGAGGAGAAGGGGAGGACAAAAAGUGGGUGUGGAUGUCGAGAAUGAUACACGAUAGAACAAACAUUUCAUAUGGGGAAAAUGUGAAAGGAUAGUUGAAGAGAGAUAUUAUGAGAUAACACAUAGGAAAAGAAGAUGGAAAGUGUUUGAAAAGACCUGGAAGGGGAGACCGGAGAUGCAUGGUGGAGUAAUAAGGGUAGAGGGGGUACGUUAGAUAGAAAAAAGGAAAUGGAAUGGAUAUUCAAAUGUUCAGUCAAACAUUAUUGAGAUUAUAUUGCUUGACAUACUGGCAGAGGUAGGGGUAUACAAAAGAGAUCAGCAAAAUGAGUGGCGAUGGAUGAGGGAGAAAGAUGAGAGAGACAGAAGUGGUGGAGACGGGGCUAGUGAGAGGAGAAGUGGAUAUGGUGUGGAGAGAGGGAGAGGAGGGGGUGGAGAUGGGGUAUGAUUAGAGAGGCAGAAGGGAUGGAGAUGGGGUAUAAUGAGGGAGUAAGAGUUAGAGAUGAGAGGGACACAAGGAGUGAUGAUGGGUAGAGAAGAUGAAAGACAGAAGGAGUGGAGAUGGGGUAUAAUGAGGGAGAAAGAGUUGGAGACGAGAGGAACAGAAGGAGUAAUGAUGGGUAGAGAAGAUGAGAAGGGAGUGGAGAUGAGGUAGAGAGACAGAAGGGGUAGACGGGAGAUUAAUUAGACAGACAGAAGGAGUUGAGAUGGGGUAUAAUGAGGGAGAAAUACCUCGAGUGUAUAAAAUGGGGGAGAGAGGAGUGGAGAUGGGGUAAAGAGAAGGGGUGAAGAUGGUGAGGAGAGAUGGGGUGUAGACGGGAUAGAAUGAAGGAGUGGAGAUGUGGUAGAGAGAAGAAGGAGUGGAGAUGGGGAAGAGAAAAAGAGUUGCAAUCAAUCGCAACUCUAAACAUCAUGCGCAACUUGAUUUUCAACCAAUGAACAGCGCGCAUUUGGGACUUGCGAUCAACUCUUUCUGCAACGGGCCCCUGAUGGGGUAGAGGGGGAGAGAUGUAAUGGAUUGGACGCGAUAAAAUGAGAGGACUAUGGGGAGGAAAGGAAAAGGCACGUAGAAUGUUGACUGGAGUGAGACUGACUUGUAAAAUGUGUUUGGCAAUUUUUAUUCGAUGUGCUUGUUGUUGGGUGUUGUUUAAUAGUGUGAAUUGAAUGCCAUUUUGCUUUGUUUAUUAUAUCGAGGGUUUUGUAAUUGCAUUGACGCCAAAUGGCGAAAUGCCUUGUGUUUAUACCAUUCUUAUUCUGCAUCGACAGUAUGUCUUGAUUUCCUUUAAUCUCUGGUGUCAUCUGUAAACACCCACAUCUCAUUGAUAUUAAUUCUCUGUUGCUGAUCCAUUUAAUAUGUGAAGUUUAAUUGUUGUCCGUCCAAUUAAGAUUAAUAAAAUGCGUUCUUGAUUCGAA